GUACGAAAUCUGUUCUUCAAGGAUGGUCAGCGACGAAUUGACUUCAUUCUGGCCUGGAGUACAGAAGUCAACAAGAAAUCUGAAGCUGCCAAACGGGCUCGAAAAGUGUUUGAGGAGAAUCUGGAAAAGGAAGGGUUGCAUUUGGAAUAUGAUCUGAAACCUGGCAAAGUCCAUUAUGUCAAAAUCCAUGCACCCUAUGAAGUACUCAAGCGGUAUGCUGACAUUCUCAAGAUGAGAAUGCCCAUGAAAGAGGCGUUAGCAGAGCAGCACAAUAAAGAUGCUUUCUCUCCAUGGGAGGCUAAAGGUUCUGAUCAUUUGGCUCCAUUGGUUCCUUUCACAACCAGGCUGUGGGAGAGCACAGUGAAGCUAGUGAGAAAGUUCUUUGUGCCUUUCCACUAUGAUGAAACAAAGCUGCCCAAGAUCACACGUGCCUACACUUGCCCUUAUUCCUCCAACAGGGAAUAUUUGUUUGAAAUACCAGCCAACAGUGAAGAGUUGUUCAGUAACUCCACUAGAAGUUGGAUUGUGGACUACAUACUCAGGAGGCAGCAUUUCUCAACCACCACAGAGAGCAACUUUGAUUUUGGUAUCAAGAAAAUGAUUGCUGAUGGUUACUACACUGCUGCCUACCCCUUGCAUGAGGGUCACUGGAAGCCAGGCUCAGCAGAGAAUCUCCGCAAGAUUUUGUUUGAUCACUGGGCACACUGGAAGAACUGGCUCAAGUUCCAGCCUCUGGAUCAUAUCCGACAGUACUUUGGAGAGAAGAUUGCUCUGUACUUCGCCUGGCUGGGAUUCUACACAACAAUGUUGGUACCUGCCACUGUCGUGGGCUUGGUUGUGUUCAUUUACGGCUUGGCCAUCAUGUACACUAAUGUGGCCAGCAAGGAGCUGUGUGACCCUUACAACAACAUCACCAUGUGCCCUUUGUGUGAUGCCCGGUGCCCCUACUGGAAACUCAGUGAUGCCUGUUCUCAUGCUCGAGCCAGCAGAAUCUUUGAUAAUGGGGCCACAGUCUUCUUUGCAAUCUUUAUGUCCUUAUGGGGGACACUGUUUCUGGAGUUUUGGAAGAGAAAACAGGCAACAAUUCAAUACAAGUGGGACCUGACCACAUUCGUGGAGGAAGAGGAACCACCAAGACCUGAAUAUCUGUCCAAGCUGGAGAAUUGGAAAACUAUGAAAGAAAACCCAGUCACUGGACUGAAAGAGCCUCAUCUGCCAUUUUGGCGGCGGCGAUUUCCCAUUUUCCUGACGUCGUACUCUAUUAUGCUGUUACUGGCUGGGGUGGCAUUGUCAGCUGUGAUUGGAGUGAUUGCUUACCGUGUGUCCACCCUGGCAGCCCUACAGCUGAUCCCCAGGCAGGUGUCCAGCAACAACACUGUGGUCACUGCCACUGCUGGGCUUAUUUAUGAGAACGCUUCUUUGGUGACCACAGUGACCGCUGCUCUCAUCAAUCUUGUCAUCAUUAUUGUUCUCAAUAUGGUGUAUGGUCACCUGGCAUUCUGGCUGACGGACUGGGAGUGCCUGCGCACACAGAGUGAAUAUGACAGCAGCAUCACCGUCAAACUGUUUAUUCUCCAGUUUGUCAACUAUUUCUCAUCAAUCUUCUACAUCGCUUUCUUCAAGGGCCAAUUUGUAGGCAGACCUGGAAAGUACAGAACAAUUUUUGGUGGCAGGCAGGAAGAAUGUGAGGCUGGAGGUUGCCUGAUUGAACUCUGUAUCCAGCUGGCCAUCAUCAUGGUAGGGAAGCAGCUCAUUCAGAACAACUUCAUUGAGAUUGUUGUUCCAAAGGUUAUCAAGUUCAUCAAACGUAAGCUGUCUUCGGAGACCAGGGAGCAGAAACUGGCUCGGACUCCAUGGGAGAAGGAUUACAUCUUGGACUCAGCAGAGACAAUGUCAUUGUUUUAUGAAUAUCUGGAAAUGGUGCUGCAGUUUGGCUUUCUGACUAUAUUUUGUGCUGCUUUCCCGCUGGCUCCACUGUUUGCUUUGCUCAACAAUAUUGUGGAGAUCAGGGUUGAUGCCACCAAGUUCUGUGCACACUUACGACGUCCACUAGCAGAAAAGUCAGCAACCAUAGGUAUCUGGUACAGUGUGCUGUAUGCUAUCUCUCGAAUGGCAAUCAUAACUAAUGCAUUUAUAAUAGCCUUGACCUCAGAGUUCAUCCCCCGUCUGGUGUACACCUUACGGUACAGCGAGGAUGGAUCUCUGUCAGGCUACGUCAACUUCACCAUGGCCUACUUCAACACGUCAGACUUUGCCCCAGAAGAUAAACCUAAAGAUGUGACCUUAGGAAAUGUUCAGAUAUGCAGAUAUAAAGAUUUUCGAAAUCCUCCGUGGGUGGACUCAGAGUAUCGCAGAUCUAUUGAGUUCUGGCACAUUUUGGCAGCACGUUUGGCCUUCGUCGUCCUUUUUGAGAAUGUGGUUGUGGUCAUCACCAGCCUCCUCUCCUGGCUGAUCCCUGAUGUGCCUGCAGUCCUCAAGGAGCAAAUCCGUCGGGAGGCAUACAUCACCAAUGAGAUUGUGCUGAAGACAGAGCUGAAACGAGCCCAUGGCGAAGCAGUCACUGAUGUGUUUAUAUCUGCUCUAACGGACGACGAGCACCUCCGUUACUCGCCUCACCACAGUGAGUCGCCAGGUCCGAGCGAGGAUGUGGAGAUCACCCACAGGCGAACAAGUGAUGAACCAAAGACUUAUGUCUGA
Messenger RNA from Candidula unifasciata, 2697 nucleotides. NCBI's taxonomy places the organism in Eukaryota, Metazoa, Mollusca, Gastropoda, Stylommatophora, Geomitridae. The record is from the annotation of a GenBank genome assembly.